This is a messenger RNA of Aureococcus anophagefferens, 750 nucleotides long. RefSeq lists its product as hypothetical. The transcript is spliced from 3 exons. The record is from RefSeq and is a predicted model, not a curated record. Lineage: Eukaryota; Pelagophyceae; Pelagomonadales; Pelagomonadaceae. Gene Ontology annotation, cellular component: cytoplasm. Gene Ontology annotation, biological process: signal transduction. The annotation marks the transcript as partial.
GAGCGCGACAACCUGGUCUACCUGGCCAAGCUCGCCGAGCAGGCCGAGCGUUUCGACGAGAUGGCGGGGCGCCGCGCCGCAUCGCCCCCCGCCCCCGCGGACGCCCGCCAGCUGUCCGUCGAGGAGCGGAACCUGCUGUCCGUCGCGUACAAGAACGUCAUCGGGUCCCGCCGCGCGUCCUGGCGCGUCAUCUCCUCCAUCGAGCAGAAGUCCGACAGCGAGAAGACGGCGCUCAUCACCAACUACAAGCGCAAGAUCGAGACGGAGCUCGAGAACAUCUGCGACGACAUUUUGCAGAUCAUCGGCGACGUGCUCAUCCCCAACUCCGUCGGCGACGAGGGCAAGGUCUUCUACUACAAGAUGAAGGGCGACUACCACCGCUACCUCGCCGAGUUCCAGGCGCCCGACCGACGGAAGACGUCGUCCUCCGAGGCGCUCGAGUCGUACCAGAACGCGUCGCAGAUCGCGAACAAGGACCUGCCCCCGACGCACCCCAUCCGCCUCGGCCUCGCCCUCAACUUCUCCGUCUUCUACUACGAGAUCCUCAACUCGCCGGACCGCGCGUGCCACAUCGCGAAGCAGGCCUUCGACGACGCGAUCGCCGAGCUCGACACGCUCUCCGAGGAGUCCUACAAGGACUCGACGCUCAUCAUGCAGCUCCUCCGCGACAACCUCACGCUCUGGACCUCCGACAACGCCGAGACGGCCCACGACGCGACGGGCGACGGCACGCAGGUCGAGGACGUAUAG